Messenger RNA from Patella vulgata (common limpet), 3755 nucleotides. RefSeq names its product probable serine/threonine-protein kinase fhkB. The record is from RefSeq and is a predicted model, not a curated record. The transcript has 5 exons. The coding region runs from base 105 to 1223 and encodes 372 amino acids. NCBI's taxonomy places the organism in Eukaryota, Metazoa, Mollusca, Gastropoda, Patellidae.
AAAUAAAGGAAGUUGAAUAGAUAAAGUUUGAUAUUUAUGGUUGUAGAUAUUCACACAUCGAAAGAUUAUCAGGCAGCACAUAUAGCUAACAAUUAUCAAGUAAAAUGGUCACAAUAUUUGCCGUGUUUCUUCUGCUACCAAUGAGUACAGGAUUGGACAGCUAUGCUUGUAAGGGAACAAGUGAUGAAAGUGGCCAGCACAGCCUAUCUUGUAAAAGAAGAAGUAGGAUUAACAUUAUUAGGGGUCUCUAUGGCUUCAAAUAUUCAUCGGACUUGUGCAGCAGAGAUUGUUCUUAUCAGUCUAGAUAUUGUGAUUGUAGUUUAGGUUUUAAUCGUACAGUCGAGUCAGAUCUUAUAAAUUCGUGUAAUGGGAAGAAUACAUGCAGCUUUCGACCACCAAACUCAUAUUAUGAUCGUUGCUACAAUAUAAGUAAAUACUAUGAUAAUUAUACAUAUUCCUACAUAGAGUAUGUAUGUUCGACAGAUAUUGUAGAUGAGCCUGUUUUUACUGUAAGCUUCUUGACAAUUAUCUUUUUGAUAUUUUCCUCCGUUGCUGUUUGUAUCCUAUUAAAACGAAAACAAAUUAGGGACAAACACAGGUCAAGAGUCCGCAAUCUAGAAAAUGAAGCACCACGCCGUGGUUACAAUAGUGCUAUUUCAAGGAACGAUAAUUCUCCAUCUGUAAGCGUGGUUAAAUCAGACGUUAAAAAUCAUUUACAUGCUAUCAAUAAGGAUAACUCAAUGGCAACCGGUAACACGUAUAACCACAUGGGGCAAAUGGGUGGUGAUUACAACCAUUUACAUGCUAAUAACAACAGUCCUCCUGUCGAUGAACAGUCGGGUGGAGCAUAUAAUCAUCUUGGUAUGGUGAAUUUUAAGACACACAAUUCAGAUUACAAUCAUCUGAAUGGUUUAGCACGUCAUAACAGCGUUUCAGAAGAGGUUUACAAUGCUAACUACAACCAUCUUGGUGACGUAAAGAAUGAGAUUCCAAAGGCUUAUUAUAACCACCUAGACAAAAACAAGAAGAUUGAGAUUUCCAAUGAGGACUACAACCAUAUAGGGGGCAUAACCAACGAGAGGACUGGUGAUAGCUACCGCCAUCUUGAUAAUGUUAAUGAACACGUGGUAAAUAAAGCCGAUUCCAACGACAUUGUAGCGUACGAACUAGCUAAAAAUAGCGGUUUACAUGUCCGGACUGAACAAGCACCAGAUGCUGUUUAGUACGAGAUAGCUGACGAUGAAGGGGAGAUAACUCCAAUAUUUCUGAACAACAAUCUAACUAUGAAAAUAUUCCCAUUUCGGGUCAUCAAACUUGUGGGUAAUUUCAGAACUAAUGUUCAUACAAUUGCUAACAAACAUUAUUCAGUAUUGUUAUUCGGUAUAAUUAUAGUUUGUCCAUGAUAAACCACUGUGUACAACGUACAAACCAUGACAUUCUAGUCGAGUGUAUCGUGCUCUACUACCUCAUCCCAGGUAGUAAUUGAAAUUAAAAUAUAAAAUGCUUUAUUAUUUUUAAUAUAGUCUAUUUUUAUAUGGAGAUACAUAAUGACAUUUUUUUUUUCAUUUUGUUGAAAUUAUAGUUUUUCAUUUCAUUUUGAUAACUGGUGACAUGUUUUUUAUAUAUUUAUACUCUUCAAAAAAAGUAGGGGAUAUUCAGAAAUAAUACAAAUCUGCGGAAAUGCACUGCUGUUUUUAUUAGAGGUAACCAGUGUAUGUUAAUAACAGGCCAAUUGCCUACACAUGAACAUAAACAGUUCAUAUGGGCGGCUUAUUUGACGGCCCCAUUUCACUCGCAAAGAGAUACACCGUCAAAAGUGAAAAUCGACGUUUUUGAUUUUUGUCUUAAUAAUGAGUAAUUGCUCCACCAAUCCUCAAACAUUCAGCAAUUCGUCGUGGCAGUUUUCAUCAACCCUUCCUUGAAGUGUCAAAUUUGACAUUGAACCCCUCCCACGUGUAUGGCGCUAUUGUGUGUCGCAUGUGCAGCUCAGUGGUUCUGUUGGGGCGAUAAGUUCUUCAUCUGUGAACAUACUCUCAAAGCAUGUCAAGUGUCAUGACUAUUUAUCAUAUCACAGCCUGCAUAGGUAUUUGCAUUUCAAUAUCCCCUACUUUUUUGAAGACUAUAUAUUGAAGUAAUAGUUUGUUCAUUUCACGUGUCUAUGAAUAUAAAAAGUAAAAAAUAUAAAAUGUUAUAAUAUUUUUCCGUCUUCAGUAGCAGGGGCGUAUGUCGUUAUACAUGUUUUCAUUAAUAUUAGUUUAAAAUAUUACUGUUAUAGUUUGUUGACAUGGCCAUAACUGGAAGUAAGCUAUAAUUGUAAUUCAAUAUAUUAUUGAAAGUAAAAUAUAAAAUGUUUAUUAUGUCUAAUAUAAUACUAAUAUAGGUUAUUUUGAAAUUAAAGUGCGUUGGCCGAGAAAGUUCAUCCCGAUUUUCCGGCGUGGUUCCCCUUGUCAGUGAUGCAAGGACAGCUGUCUAGUCAUUCGGAUGGGACGAAAAACCGAGGUCCAGUGUACACAUUGGCGUGCACGUAAAAGAUCCCUUGACAGUUGGAAUUCGAUAUAAGAGUAGGUCAUAGUGCCACUGUCCGGGCAAAAUUUCCCUCAUAGUACACUGUAUUGCGUGUGCCCGUCUUCAUUGGCCCAGUUCGGAGCAGAACAGUAGGACGUUAAACCCCAUUUCAUUUCAUUUCAUUUUUUUUAAAUUAAAGUAUAAAGUUAUGGACUGUCCCCUUUAUAUGGUGACUAGCUUUUUGUAGGGAUUUCCUGAAACCGAUGUAGAAUAACAUCAGAAUUGAUAGAGACAAUUAAGCCACCAGGCGUAUCUCGCUGCUCUAAAACCCGAAUGUUUGCCCUGGGACAGUCCUAUUGCUGCUGUCAACCCUGAACUGACAAACGACAGUGGCAGAUAUAUAUAAUUGAAAGUAAAAUAUAAGUUGCUUUAUUAUUUAUCAUAUAUUAUUGCCCACGUAAUGCUCAUAUGUUAUUACAAUUAUAUUUGUUAAAUUUUAUAUGGCGAUAGUUGAAAGUAAAUAAAAUGGCUUGCCUCCAUGUUUCUAAUCACAAUAUAACCAUGGAAUUAUAUACAUGCAUAGUUUGGGGAAUGUGGCGUACCCUAUACUAAACGGAAUUGUAUGAUAAUUGAUGUUAUAUUCACACCAUGGCUGCUGUACAAUGAUUAUGGACUCUUAGUGUUGUCCUCCUAUGUAAGCAGAGCCAUCUCUAUUAUCAUGUUUUUUUUGUACAUUGUUCACUACUACCAAACCUUUAUGUCUUCCCACCCCCUUUGAUGGUUUCUAAAUGAUUAUCUCUGAUUGUAUAUAAAUAUAUAAAUGUUUGUUUUUGGUUCCAUAUUUUGUAUAUAUAUAUCUUUAUUGUUAUACUAUUGUUGUCAUUCUUUCCCUGAUAAAGACGGGAGAACCCUCGUCGAAACGUCGCUAGAUAUAAAUCCUUUAAAGGAGCUAAAUCACUAAUAUUUAGGACCUAGAAUGGGUCUCAACGCAUAUAAUAAUGUAAUCUGAUUGCAUAUAAACGGAUUUACACUCAAUUGUUUAUGAAUUGACUCUAAUUUGAAAUCAGUUAUGUCCAGCGAAAUACGGCAUCUUUCAUUGAUUUUUGUGGUUUCCAAUUUAUUGUAUACUUAAAUGUUCACUAUCUUAUAUUGGUACUAUAUUAUUGUUUGACUUGCGCUUGAUAUCGACACGAGCAUACUUGCUGAAACGCCGCACUUUUAAAUGUUAUUGUUUUCAUUAAAGCUGUAUC